This is a messenger RNA of Boeremia exigua, 1125 nucleotides long. RefSeq lists its product as uncharacterized. Bases 103 to 1125 code for a protein of 340 amino acids. The transcript has a single exon. The record is from RefSeq and is a predicted model, not a curated record. NCBI's taxonomy places the organism in Eukaryota, Fungi, Ascomycota, Dothideomycetes, Pleosporales, Didymellaceae.
AAUCUCCAGGGCCCGUAAUGCAAACAAUAUUUGUCGCCUUUCUGUUCAACCCUCAGCUUCUAUAACCUUCCAGCACUGUUGACAACCGUAGCUCUUCUGGAGAUGCCUCCAAAGUCCACCGCGCCCUCCAAUAUCAGCAGGACGACAGCCUCAGUGAGUGAUUGGCACACUAACCUUGCUCUUAGCAACACAGAAAAUAGCGUCGAUAGUAGCGUCGAUAGCAGUGACUGGAUCGGGACGUCGCUACUAGCCGAGAUGGACCUCAUGGAUAUGCAUGUACAGGAGAUGCUUGACACCAUUCCAGGCCGUGUAGGUUCCACAUUCGCUCUCUCUCCACUAGACACCGCAGCUAUUCGAAGCGUCAUCAAGCAGGAGCUCAACCGUCGCUUUGACGACAAGCUCAAAGACAUCAUCGACAAAGCCAUCACCACGCGCAUCAAGCCAUUCGAAGUCUCACGCAGGAUCACCCAGAAGAAUCUUGAGGCGCUCCAGCUCGCCCACCAAAACGAUCGCCAUAUUGUCGGGGGAAUGGAUGCACUUCACCGCUACGAGCACUUUGUCAACACCGGGCUGGUCGAGCGUCUCUUCCAGGCGUCGUCGCUGCAGGACGAGCCUAACGCGCGCCUCUACCACAAUACUUUCGGUAUGCAGGGUACACACAACUUGAACACUGUGCUGGUGUCCCAUAUCGAAAGACUGGUGAAGAAGGUACAGAGUUUGGAGGAGCAGUAUCACACCGGGCCCUCCCAAGCGGUAUCUGAUCAGCAGGCCACGGCCAGUCAGAGUGCGUGGCUAGUGUCCCAGAUUGAGGUACUGGUUGCGAAAGUGCAGAGACUCGAGGAGCGAGACAACGUCAGUCUCUCCCAGAAGAUAUCCGAUCAGCAGAGCACGGACAGUCUGACUCCGGCGCAGGAAGUGGAGCAGCAGACGCAGAGGAUGAACGAGCAGAGCAAAGUCCUGGAAGUGAUGGUGUUGCGUGAGAAGCUACAGAUCCUGGAGGAUAAGGCGGAGAAACUGGAGGCACAAGUCAAGGCUCUGCAACAGGCGCUACCGGACGAGGCGGUGCAGAGGCUAGAAGAACAGGUCGAGGCUCUGCGAUGCACGUCUAAGAAUGAAGGGGAGUAG